GGACUCGGCAGUGCACCCCCUCCCCCUUGGUCCUCCUCGUCACGUUCAGUAGGUGUGACCUCUGACCUUUGAGGCUAGUCUGGAGGUAGACGCAGAGAGGAGUUAGCCAGUAAGACAUCAGCAGAGACUCUUUGGACGGACACUGUAGGACAUUCAGCACAGAGUGUGAAGAUCACAAGCAGCCACAAUGUCUGAUGGAAAGAAGAUGACGUCCAGCCGCAGGCAUCACCUGAAGAGUCUGAUGCUGCAGAUUGCUGCCAGCUGGAUUGUGCAGGAGAAGAAGGACAAUGAAGAGGCGAAGGCGGCCUACAUGGCCGAGAACUGCCCCACCCCCGACCUCAGUGGAGACCAGGCUGCUCUCAUGGAACUGUGUAAAAAGAUCUACCAGGCCAUUGACAAAAUCGACGAGGCAAGGUACGACAUCGAGGCCAAAGUUCAUAAGGCAGACGUGGAGAUUGAGGACCUGAAGCUGAAAGUGGUUGACCUGGCUGGAGUGAAGAAGCCCGCCCUGAAGAAGGUCCGUAUGUCUGCUGACGCCAUGCUGCAGGCUCUGCUGGGAGGAAAACACAAGGUGAACAUGGACCUGAGGGCCAACCUGAAGCAGGUCAAGAAGGAGGUCAAAGAGGAGCCAACAGAGGCAGUCGGCGACUGGCGUAAAAACAUCGAGGAUAAGGCCGACAGGAAGAAGAUGUUUGAGACUUCCUAAAGCUCUCAUGGUCUGGCGAGGAUAACAGCCAGGGGGACAUUUCUCUCUAAGGUCUGAGUGACUAAAUGCGUCUCCAAGCCCCUGUGGGACAGAGAGGGACAAUAUUUUCAACACUUUUUUACCAUCAAGUUGAUUUUGAUCCAAAGAGACUGAACUGAAACAAAGCUAUAUUUAAAAAAAAUAAAUAAAGUAAAAUUGACAGGGUAUGUGCAGGUUUUCAUGGAGUCUUAAAUAAAUAAAUGUUUUGAGAUAAGGAUUAAAUUGUUUGCUAUUUCCGUAUUUUAAUUAUUCUUUAUUUAUCACUUAAAGCAUUACAUACUGAGAGUAUUUCAAAACCCUGGAAACCAGUGAUUUCUGUAACACAAGGAAUUCAAUUUUGGCUGUUAGGAUGAUGACAGCUAUGUUAAAAAAUAAAUAAAUACAUUUGAGGACUUUGA
Solea senegalensis (Senegalese sole) is the source of this 1143-nucleotide messenger RNA. RefSeq names its product troponin I, fast skeletal muscle-like. NCBI's taxonomy places the organism in Eukaryota, Metazoa, Chordata, Actinopteri, Pleuronectiformes, Soleidae. The coding region runs from base 188 to 706 and encodes 172 amino acids. Gene Ontology annotation, cellular component: troponin complex. Gene Ontology annotation, biological process: muscle contraction. The transcript has 8 exons. The record is from RefSeq and is a predicted model, not a curated record.